Molecule: messenger RNA, 486 nt
Organism: Dibothriocephalus latus
Lineage: Eukaryota; Metazoa; Platyhelminthes; Cestoda; Diphyllobothriidea; Diphyllobothriidae
Source: the annotation of a GenBank genome assembly
AUUAGUUCAGUUUGCGAGUCAAAAACCUGUCGCAGUAAGAACAAUACCGCAGUCAUCACAUGCUUCUCUGUGGAGUGCGCUUUCCUAAACGGCAAUCGGCCGAUUCGGUUUUGUGAGACAUGCCAUUUCAUCAGACACAGUUCACAAUUAACGGCUUCCGACGGCAACGGUACCGGCGUGUCAGAGUCAGCCAGAAACGAGCACGUCUUUCAGACUCAGAUCCCGGAUGUCUGGUCAAGCAGUCUUGACUUGCAGCCCUGCAUGCUUGAAUCAAUCAUUGCUCUUUCGCGCGAAAGUAACCCGCGCUGGCGUCAGCUUCUGCUUGGCUACAGCGAGGAUGGACGGACAACUGGAGGGAGCGCUGGCAACUCCCUAGGCGGUCAGAGCACGCCAGCAGCUCCAGCCGGUCCCGGAGGACCACAGAUGCCACCGGACUUCCUCGCAACUGGGCCCGGGGGCGCUGCUGUUCAGGUGUUGGGAGCAGCC